Molecule: messenger RNA, 2517 nt
Organism: Linum trigynum
Lineage: Eukaryota; Viridiplantae; Streptophyta; Magnoliopsida; Malpighiales; Linaceae
Source: the annotation of a GenBank genome assembly
AGCUAGCUAGCUUUUUAUUCAGAUUUCUCUUUAUGCAUACACUAAUUAACCAUUGAAGAACAGUUAUUUUAGGUAGGUCAUCAACACCAUUUCAAGAAUUUGUAUAGCAAACUGUCAUCCAAGUUCAAUUCUCGUCCAUUUCCAAUGCCUCAGCACAACUUCAUCCAUAUUUUAGACCUAAAUUGAAAUCCUGUAAGAAGAAAAAUACGCGUACACAGCGUAAAGAUAAAAUGAUUAUCAUUAAUACAAACCGACAUAAGGAAAAAUAAAAUAAAAUUCAAACACAAAAAAUAACAUAUACGUGACUUACUUGUUGCAGUCGAUGUUGGGGUCAAUAGGUACGGGGACAUUGACACCACAUAAGCUAGGGAGAACCUUGGCGACAGGGGGAUCGGCGAUAGGUGAUGAUGGCAGGUUUGAAGCACUUGCAGAGCUGUUGACGAAUGGCUGCGGUGUUUGCCUCAUCGUUCAACAGCUUAACAUUGGAGCAACAUUGGGUAGACGGGGAAGGGGCUUGCUUAGUGAGGAAUGGCAAGCAGGGCACAACUGAAGCAAGGCACCUGGGCAUGUCACGCCCGCAGCUUGCCCGUUCACUAGUGUACUUGUUGACGAGCCCAUGAUCAUCAAGGCCAACAUGAAAGCUACUGUAGCUGUGCCAUUCACUCUACUGUUCACUGAUGUCUUCAUUGUGAUUUUUUAAUCUGAUCAAUACAACUUCUUUUAUUUGAAAGUUGGAAUAAUUUGCUGGUGGUGGGUGCUUUACUGAUAUGAGAUGGGGCAAAGAUAGCUAUGUCUGUUUUGCUUUUAUAGGCAUCAAAGUGUGUUGGAUAAUUGUGGAUUUAUUUCACCUAUUAAUAUUAUGGGUAUCAUUUGGAGAAAGGAAAACAAUCUUGUUAUGAAUGAGAUUUCAUAGCAUAUAUAUUUAGCAGGCUAUCUGAUCUCAUAUCCAUGCAUGAUAUUUUCUUUUGGGUGUAUUUAAGUCUAAGCGUUUUGUUAAUAAAUUUAAUAUAUUCAGAGAAAUCAAUCUAUAGAAAUAGAAAUGUGGGAUAGUACUACAUAUAUCAUAUUGGAUCCUGAUUAUAAAUUGAAAGACAAUAUGGUAAAUUUAGCAUCAUAAGUAGAGAGAUUAUCACCUUUAUUAACAGUAUACAAAUUUUCAUGUAUUCUUCUUCUUCUGUGUGUGCCUAUGAUACACCCUUGUUACUAUAACUGCAUAAACAUUUUAUUAACAUAAUUCAAAUGAAUCAAAAUACGUUAUAAAACUUAAUUUUCUAGCAUGUGAUGUUCGAAGUAAAUUGCCAAUAAAAUUAUCGGAACGACAAUGUGACAAAAUUUAGUGUCAUAAGUAGAAAGAUUAUCAUGUUUAUUAAGAGUAUAUAAAUUUUCAUGUAUUCUUUCUUCUUAUUCUUUGCGCCUAUGAUACACCCUUGUUUCUAUAAUCGCAUAAUUUUUUUGUCACAAUUAAAAUGAAUCAAAAUAUGAUCUAAAACUUAAUUUUCUAGCAUGUGAUGUUCGAAGUUAAUUGUCAAUAAAAUUGCCGAAAAAAUGCCAACAAAAAAUUGAUUAUGCAUUUUAAUGUACAACAUGUUCGUCACUUUUUUUGUAAGGGUGAAAUCUAUUUUAUUAAUUAAAAAUCUUGGAAUUACAAACAUAUUAAGAUAUUAUUGCAAUCCUGCUUAUGAUUCACAUUCAUUCCUUUAAACUAUCCAGAUAAAGGUUGGCAAUCAGUAUAGAAACCAGCUUCCUCCGGCAUAUCUUAACUUUCCCACUUGCAUAGCUUAAUUCAAUACACGAUAGCUUAAUGCUUAGCACCCCACCAAAAAAUAUCCUAAUGUCUUACAAGUUCCCUAUAGAGAAACCCUGACAUCCACAAGGAAGACAUUAUAUGAAUGGGAAGGGCAUUAACCACUGCCUUUAGAAAUACCUCUUUCACAGUCAAAGACAAACAUCGUUGUUGCAAACCUUGUAAUAGGUUGCACAAUUUUUUCUCCACAUAUCAAAACAUCUCCAUCUUUGAACAUCAAGUUAAGGAAGAAAGGCCCAAGUUCGUAUCAAUAACCUCGAUAGCUCCAACACCAAGGAUCAUACCCAAAUUGCGCAUAGGGCAAGACAUUCUGGCUAAAACACACAACUGAUUUAUCAAGGUUCACUUUCCACCUACUUAGCUUCAUGUGCAUCUAAUAAACCAUGGAAGGUACGUAGAAACAAGUAUGAGUCAUCAACAAAGAAAAUGUAUGAUAUUUUUAGGAAUCGAGGACGGAUCCGAAGGCUCCUAAGGCCCUCAUUUCCAAAGCCUGCCAAAAGAGAGCGACAAAUUCUUUAGUAAAAAUGGCAAAGAGCAACGGGGAUAGGGAGCGCCUCCUAAAUUAAAAGAGUCCCUUAAUUGCUCAAAAAUAUCCCGAAUAACUACCAUUCUUUAUGACCGAAAAGGUUGAAUAUGAUUCAUAAGCCAGAAACCAUCCAUUGUGCACAAAACCCAUGUUUAUCAAACAAUGCAAAUAAAAAUGAUCAUUCCAU